Molecule: messenger RNA, 476 nt
Organism: Topomyia yanbarensis
Lineage: Eukaryota; Metazoa; Arthropoda; Insecta; Diptera; Culicidae
Product: pupal cuticle protein C1B-like
Exons: 2
Coding region: 55-429 (124 amino acids)
Source: RefSeq, a predicted model, not a curated record
GUUUGCCUUCUAUUUUAGCUUCAUCAAGUUCAAGCACAGCUCAAAUAUUUCAACAUGUUUGCCAAAGUGAUCAUCCUCGCCAUAGUUGCCAUCGCUUGCACCAACGGAAAACCACUCGUCGCUGCCCCACUGGUGGCCGCUAGCCCUGCUGUUGUGACUGCCCAAAGUUCCCAGUUUAUUUCCCGGAACUAUAAUGGAAUUGCUGCCGCCUAUACUGCCCCGGUAGCAGCUGCAUACAGUGCUCCUUUCGCCGCUGCAGCAUACACUGCUCCACUGAGCUCGUCGGCGUAUACCGCCGCCGCCUACACUGCUCCAGUUGCCGCUGCUUAUACUGCUCCUUUCGCUGCAGCGUACACUGCUCCUGUGGCAGCUGCCGCUCCACUUGCCGCCGCUUAUACCGCUUCCCCAUACUAUCCCUAUGUGCUGUGAACUGAUACCGAUCUUCUUGAAUAAACUUUGCCGUUGGAAACCAUGCA